GUUUAAAAUAGAUUCAGUUUAAAUAAUAUGUAAAUUAUACAGUGUUGUAAAGUAAUUAUUGUUGUACUUACAAAUAUAUUUGAUUUUUAAUAAUAAUAAACAUCUUUAAAUGGAUAAACACUUAGAGACCAUCACUUGAGUACCAUCCUAUAAGCAUCCUAAUAAAUAUGAUGAUGUUCUCUUCACUUAUAAAAUCUAAAGACCUUUCUUAAAAAGAAAACUGUUAUCAAGCAUGGCUAUAAUGGUAGUGGUACUUAUAGACCCAACUGUCAAUGUUUCGAAAUUUUUGGACAAAAUGACACCUCAUUCGUGUAAUUGAAUAUCUGGAAUGUAUUGUAACCCUAAAGAGGUUUAAAGAAGAAACAGAUAUUGACACAACGUUCACACUAAAUGAUGUCAUAGAAGUUUUAGGCUUUGGAAAAUUCCAUGUAAAACUUACUGUAGCUGUUGGACUUACUUGGAUGGCUGAUGCUAUUGCUGUUACUUUGUUGGCAGUACUAGGUCCCUCAAUACAAUGCUAUUGGAAUUUAUCUGAAGAAGAAGUUGCUGUGGUAUCAACGUGUGUAUUCAUUGGAAUGUUUUUUGGUUGUCCGUUUUGGGGUUUUAUUUGUGAUAGAUUUGGCAGAAAAGUGACUGUAAUUAUCAGUGUGAUUUGGAUUGCCUUAUUUGGAUUAGUCAAUUCUGUUGUCCCUCACUAUUUGUGGUUACUUACUUCAAUGACUAUACAAGGUUUUGGGGUGGCUGGUGUAGGACAGUCAGUGACCCUUUAUUCAGAGUUUUUGCCAGCUUCUUAUCGGGCAUCAGGAAUUAUUUUUAUAAAUGUUUUUUAUGUCAUUGGUAAUAUUUUCUCAGUGCUUCUUGCAUAUUUUACAUUAAAAUCUUUGGGUUGGAGAAUUUUUACACUUCUAUGUGGUUCACCAAUAGUUAUUGUUUCUGUUUUUAUGUGGUGGUUACCUGAAUCACCUAGAUAUUUGGUUGCUGUUGGAAACUAUAAAGAAGCUUUUAAUAUUUUGAAAAGAGUUGCAAAGACAAGUAUGAAAGAUUUACCAGAAGGACAUUUGCAUUCACAUGAUAACGGUGAAAGCAAAAAUAGAGGAAAAUUUUUAGAAUUAUUACAAUGUGAACAUCGAAGAACUACGCUUAUUCUCUGGUUGCUAUGGUUUACAGCGAUCUUUUCAUACUAUGGUGUUAUUUUGCUGACAAAUGUUCUUUUAAGCAAACCAGAUUGCUAUGUUUCAAAUUCUGAUUUCAAGAGAGCAGUACAGAACACCACGGUUCAAUGUCAUGUAGUUGAAAGUGACAAUUACAUUAAAUAUCUCAUUACUGUGCUAGGUGAGAUACCAGGCUUGUUACUUACAUUUUUCUUAGUUGAGAAAAUAGGACGGAAGCCAACACUUGUUUUAUUUUUUUUUAUUUCAUCGUUACUUGUAACAUCACUUCAGCUAUGCUUAAACAGAAAAGUGUUAGUUUUGCUGAUUUUUGGAAUGCGAGCUUUUAUUACCGGAAUAGUUCAAACGGUUUAUUUAUAUACACCUGAGGUAUACCCUACUCAUAUUAGAGCUAUUGGAUUGGGAACUGCAGCUGGUUUCUCAAGAUUGGGAGCCAUAGUCACACCAUAUGUAUCACAAGUGAUUAUUCAGGAAACACCUGGCAUAGCUAUAUUUAUUUACUCACUUCUUCUAUUUCUAUGUAUCGGCGGAUCUCUCUUAUUGUCGAAAGAAACAAAAGGAAUGCAAUUACAGGACCACGACGAUCAUUAGAGUGUAACCAAAGGAUCACGAGGAUUGUUAAAAUAUAAACAGAUUUUUGUUAGUUGACAAUUGCUACAUAGUGCAGUAUUGAUAUUCGUUAUAGAAAUUUAUUGUAAAAUUUGUUUAUAAAUACAUAAAAUAAACCAA
Hydra vulgaris (swiftwater hydra) is the source of this 1898-nucleotide messenger RNA. Its product is annotated as synaptic vesicle 2-related protein. NCBI's taxonomy places the organism in Eukaryota, Metazoa, Cnidaria, Hydrozoa, Anthoathecata, Hydridae. Gene Ontology annotation, biological process: transmembrane transport. Gene Ontology annotation, cellular component: membrane. Gene Ontology annotation, molecular function: transmembrane transporter activity. The record is from RefSeq and is a predicted model, not a curated record.